AUGAUGCACCUCUCAAAACAAGUUUUUUUGAUUAGUCAAAUCCUUGCAAAAAUACGUAAGCCCUAUUCUGAUGGUGAGGAAGUUAAAGAAUGUUUGUGUGUAGCCUCAGACAAUAUGUUUCCUGACAAAAAGAAACUAGUUGAAAACAUAAGCCUUUCAGGAUAUAAUGUUGCUAGAAGAAUAGACAGUCUUUCAGGGAAUAUUGAAAGUACAAUUGCCAAGCGAGUUAGUGCUUUUUCUUCAUACUCUGUUGCUCUUGAUGAGAGUUGUGACACUGCAGACACUGCACAACUGGCUGUGUACAUUAGGGGAGUUGACAAUGACUAUAAUAUUACAGAGGAAAUGGCUUCACUACAAAGCAUGAAGGGGGCCACAACAGGACAUCUAUUUUUGAUGAAUUGGAAAAAGUAUUGGCAAGGUUUGGACUGA
Macrobrachium nipponense is the source of this 429-nucleotide messenger RNA. RefSeq names its product general transcription factor II-I repeat domain-containing protein 2B-like. The transcript has a single exon. The coding region runs from base 1 to 429 and encodes 142 amino acids. The record is from RefSeq and is a predicted model, not a curated record. Lineage: Eukaryota; Metazoa; Arthropoda; Malacostraca; Decapoda; Palaemonidae.